AUGAACUUCAUCGUGCUCCCCGCUCUCAUUCCCGACAUCCGUGCCGUCUACGACGUGUACUUUGCGGCCUUUACAGCCGACGCGGAGGGCCGGAUACUUUUAGACAUUCUGUUUCCCGGCGGGGUGACCUCGGACGAGUUCAGGGAUGCACACACCAAAGGAACACUAGCUUGGUGGCACUCCUCGGACACGCAGUACACGUUCAAAUGCGUUGAUACGGCUACCGGGGAGGUGAAUGGGAUGGCGCUGUGCGAUGUUUUUGUGCAGCCGAGGGGAGAGGACGAGCGGAAACUCCCCGAGGUGGGUUGGUUGCAGGGGCCGCAAAGAGAGAGGGCCGAGAAGGUGUUAGAGCCGCUCUGGACGGCGCGGGAGAGGAUUUGGGGAGGGGGCAGGUACAUUUACGUGCAUGCAUUUGCGGUCGCCCCAAAGCAUCAGGGCCGCGGAGCUGGGUCGGCAUUGGUUCAAGCAUUGGUCGACCUCGGAGACAGCACCGGGCUGCCGAUCUACCUCGAAUCAUCUCUUGGGUCACAGGGACUGUAUAAGAAGAUGGGAUUCCUUCAAGUCCCAGCAGAUAUCGCGAGAGUCAUCCACAAAACCGAGGUAUUAGAAAAAGAAACGGACGUGGAAGUGCCGUUGAUGGUCAAGCUACCGGCCUCGGUUACCCGUCCGGCGUCGGAAGAGAAGGGAAAGAAUGUGGAGGAGGUGUACAUGGAAUGGUAUGCGCAGAGGGGCGAGACCGCGCCCAAGAUGGACGGAGGCAAGGGAAUCAAGCUGCAGGCACCAAAAGACGAGCCUGCCAAACAGGCGGAACAGGGCUUCCAUCUCCUCACCUACCUCCGCAUCUUCACCACCACCGAUCCCUCAUGGACCGACAUCUCCCUCCUCGUCGUCGGCACCAUCUCCGCCGCCGCAGCGGGCAUCCCCUUCCCGCUCAUGGGUAUCCUCUUCGGCGAGCUCGUCGACGACAUGAACGGCGCGACCUGCGCGGCCGACGGCAGCUCGCUCACCUCGUCCGCCGCCCGGGUUGACCCCUUCGCCUACGAGGGUGCCAUCAACGCCAAGGUCCUGCAGCUGGUGUACAUCGCCGUCGCCGCCUUCGUGCUGAUCUACGUCUACGUGCUGUCCUGGUCGCUCGUCAGCCAGCGCCUGGCCCAGCGUCUGCGCGCCAAGUAUGUCAAGGCGCUGCUCCGUCAGCCGCCGGGGUUCUUUGACGCCCGCGCCGCUGCCGCUGGUGAGGUGAGCAGUCGACUGCAUGGGGAUAUGACGGCGGUGCAGGCGGGCACGUCGGAGAAGGUGGGUAUUCUGAUCGCGAGUACUAGCUUCUUUGUGGCGUGCUAUGUGGUGGCGUUUAUCAAGCAGCCGAAGCUGGCGGGGAUAUUGGUGUCGUUGGUCCCUGCUUUUCUGUUGAUGGCUUUGGGUGGCGGGUUCUUUGUGCAAAAGUAUGCAGCGAGGACAUCAGGGGGGGUGGCCGCCGCGUCGGAUAUUGCUUCUGAGGCGUUGCAGCAUGUUGCGGUUGUGCAGGCGUUUGGGGCUGCCCCCAGGUUGGAGAAGAAGUUUGCUGAGCACGUUGCCGAGUCGAGGGGAGCGGGCAUCAAGAAGGGAGUGGCUGCUGCCGUCCAGGCCGGUCUUUUGUACUUCAUCGCCUACUCGGCGAAUGCCCUCGCGUUCUGGCAGGGAAGCCGCAUGGUGGUCGACACGAUGAACGGAAACGGUACUGAGACGGUUGGGCAAAUCUACACGGUCGUGUUUCUGCUCGUUGAUGCUUGCGUGUGUCUCGGCAGUAUUGCCCCUUUGUUGCCCAUCCUAGUCGGCGCCUCAGCCGCCUUUGAACGGCUGAUGAACGACAUCGAAGCGCCGUCCACCAUUGACGGGACGUCCGACGACGGUCUCGUCCUACCCGACACAACACCGGGCCACAUUACGUUCAACAACGUCACCUUCGCCUAUCCCUCCCGCCCCAACCAGCCAGUCCUCCGCAACGUCAACCUGACAUUUCCCGCCGGCAAGCACACCGCCAUCGUAGGCCUCUCGGGCAGCGGCAAGUCCACCGUUGCCGCCUUGAUUGCCCGCCUGCAAGACCCCACCGAAGGCACCAUCACCCUCGAUGGCCAUGACAUCCGCGACCUCAAUGUGCGCUCCCUGCGCAGCUUCAUCUCCCUCGUGCAGCAAGAACCCUCGCUCCUCGACCGCUCCAUCCUCGAAAACAUCGCCCUCGGCCUCAUCAACUCCCCCAAACCAGCCCACCAACCCCUCAAGCCCCUCCUCCACAGCGGCACCCUCUCCGACCUCGCCAAACUCGGGCCAUCCUGCAUCACCGCCACCCCCCCUCCCACCCUCGAAACAGACUCACCCGCCACCACCGCCCCCCUCAUAACCCAACUCCAAACCCUCAUCCGCCGCGCCGCCACCCAAGCCGACGCCGACACCUUCAUCACCGCCCUCGCCCAAGGAUACGGAACAUCCGCAGGACCCAAGGGCUCGCUGGUCAGCGGCGGCCAGCGGCAGCGGGUGGCGCUAGCGCGGGCGCUGGUGCGCGACCCGCGCGUGCUGGUGCUGGACGAGGCGACUUCGGCGCUCGACUCGGCGAGCGAGCGCCGCAUCCAGCUGGCGGUGGAAGGGGUCGCGAGUGAGGGGACGAGGACGGUGGUGUCGAUUGCGCAUCGGUUGGCGACGGUGAGGGGGGCGGACUGGAUCGUGGUGUUGGAGGGGGGAGUGGUGGUGGAGGAGGGGGGGUAUGCGGAGUUGAUGGGGAGGGAGGGUGGGAAGUUUAGGGGGAUGGUGGAGUUGCAGAGUUUGGGGGCCGUGGUCGGGGAGGAGGAUGGGGGUAGUGGUGAGGAUGGGGAGGAGAGGGAGGCUGUUAAGGGGGUGGAGGACAAGGGGCGAGAUGAUAGUGUCGAGAAGGUGGUGAGUAAGGAGGUUGCCGUCACCGGAAAAGCAGAGGAAGAUGAACCGGCGGAUGAUGGAAAGGCAGCCGAGAGCGCACGCUGGGGAAGUGUGUUCCUUGGCCUUGGCCGGCUCGUCCGCCCUUCGCUCGCAUGGCUUGCGCUAGCCCUCUUUGCUGCCGUCAUUGUCGGAGGCACCUUUUCUGGGUCCGGUCUCAUCUUCGGCUUCACUGUUGGCGCUCUCAACCCCUGCAGCAACACUGCGGAUCGGAUCCUCGAACUCGGCAUGUUCUUUGGUGGUCUCCUCUUCAUGCUGGCCGUUAUAGAACUGCUGGCCAACUUCUUUGCCUGGUCUUGCUUCGGCCUCAUCGCUGAGCGCUUGCUCUACGCUGUACGCGUGCUUUCGUUCCGCUCCCUCAUGGAGCAGGGCGUGCAGUGGCACCAGUCUGAGGGCCGCUCCCCAUCGUCCCUACUCGACAUCAUCACCAAGGACAGCGCCGCAAUCGGUGGCUUCAGCGGAUCGACCAUUGGUACCGUUUUCUCCAUCAUCGUCAACUUCAUCACAGCCAUCAUCCUCUCCCACAUCAUCCAAUGGAAGAUCGCCAUCGUCUGCCUGGCCAUCGUGCCCAUCCUCCUCUUUGCAGGCUUCAUGCAACUGCGGAUGCUGGCUCGUUACGAGGAGCGGCAUGCCGAGUCUUUCUCCAAGGCAACCAGCGUAGCCGUUGAAGCAGUCCAGUCCAUCAAGACCGUCGCCGCUCUGUCCCUGGAGGGCGAGGUGAUGGGCUCAUACGCGCGCCUACUCAAGAACACGCGCGACGAGAUGGUCCGCGCGGCGGCCUUCACCAAUAUCUGGCUCGCGUUGGCCAACAGCGUGAGCUUCCUCAUCUAUGCCUUCGCCUACUGGUGGGGCUCGCAGCGCAUCAUGCACGGCGAGGCCAACCAGACCCAGUUCUUCAUCAUCCUCAUCGCCAUGCUGGUGAGCGCGCAGCUCUGGGGACAGAUGUUCAGUCUCGCCCCAGAGUUCUCUCGCGCCCGCACCGCCUUCUCCCGCAUCCUGCACAUCAUCAGUCUCGGCUCCGACUCAACCAUCGAUUCGAAGCGCGGUCCCCAGGGGGCAUCACCACCCUCCAAUCCCGAAACCGCCCCCUCCCCAGACAUCGAAGCCCUCGCCAACCCCACCCCCCAACCAAGCAGCGACCUAAACCAACCCGGCCUCGAGAUAACCUUCUCCAACGUCUCCUUCGCCUACCCCUCCCGCCCUUCCCACCCCGUCCUCUCCUCCGUCUCCUUCACCAUCCGCCCCGGCCAAUUCAUCGGCCUCGUCGGCCCCUCGGGCGCCGGCAAAUCCACCAUCAUGGCCCUCGCCCAGGGCCUCUACACCCCCACCCCCAGCACCCCCAACAACGGCACCGCCGGCCGCAUCACACUCGACGGCAUCCCCGUCACCGCCUCCGCACCGCUCCCCUUCCGCGACGAAAUCGCGCUCGUGCCACAAGACCCGGCGCUCUUCUCCGGCAGCGCGGCCUUCAACGUCGGUCUGGGCGCGCGCCCCGGGCGCGAGGCGACGCGCGCCGAGAUCGAGGAGGCGUGCCGGCUGGCGAGCGUGCAUGACGUGCUGGCGGCGCUGCCGCAGGGGUAUGAUACUGAGCUGGGCGCGGGCGGGUCGCGCCUCUCGGGCGGACAGCGGCAGCGGGUAGCGAUUGCGCGGGCGCUGGUAAGGCGGCCGCGGUUGUUGCUGCUGGACGAGGGGACCAGUGCAUUGGAUGCGGCGAGCGAGGCGGCGUUGCAGAGGGGGUUGGAUGAGGUGGCGCGGCGGGGGACGACGGUGUUGGCGAUUACGCAUAGGUUGCAUACGGUGAGGAAGGCGGAUGUGAUUUUUGUGGUGGAGGGGGGGAGGGUGGUGGAUCGGGGGACGCAUGGGGAGUUGAUGGAGAGGCGCGAGGCGUAUCGGGUGAAUGCGAUGCAGCAGAUGUUGCAGUAA
Molecule: messenger RNA, 4863 nt
Organism: Chaetomium fimeti
Lineage: Eukaryota; Fungi; Ascomycota; Sordariomycetes; Sordariales; Chaetomiaceae
Exons: 5
Coding region: 1-4863 (1620 amino acids)
Biological process (GO): transmembrane transport
Cellular component (GO): membrane
Molecular function (GO): acyltransferase activity, transferring groups other than amino-acyl groups; ABC-type transporter activity; ATP hydrolysis activity
Source: RefSeq, a predicted model, not a curated record